This is a messenger RNA of Mesoplodon densirostris (Blainville's beaked whale), 942 nucleotides long. Its product is annotated as olfactory receptor 5A1-like. Gene Ontology annotation, molecular function: odorant binding; olfactory receptor activity. Gene Ontology annotation, cellular component: membrane. NCBI's taxonomy places the organism in Eukaryota, Metazoa, Chordata, Mammalia, Artiodactyla, Ziphiidae. The record is from RefSeq and is a predicted model, not a curated record. Gene Ontology annotation, biological process: sensory perception of smell; G protein-coupled receptor signaling pathway.
AUGGCCCUGGAAAGGAAUAUCAGCAUGAUGACCAGUUUCAUCCUUUUGGGAUUUUCAGAGCAUCCAGAGCGGCAGGUUACCCUCUUUGUACUGUUUCUGGGGAUCUACUUCAUGACUCUGGCUUGGAACCUGGGCCUUAUUGCCUUGAUUGCCAUGGAGUCACACCUCCACUUCCCCAUGUAUUUCUUCCUUUGUAUGUCCUUCACUGAUAUUCCAUACACCUCCUCUAUAGCCCUUAAGAUGCUCUGUGACUUCUUCAAGGAGCAGAAGACCAUCUCCUUUGUGGGCUGUGAUGCUCAAUUUUUCUUCUUCAUUGGCAUGGUAAGCACAGAGUGCUGUCUCCUGGCAGCCAUGGCAUAUGACUGGUAUGCUGCCAUCUCCAACCCUCUGCUCUACACAGCUUUCAUGACACCCACCAUAUUGGGGAUGGCCAUUACAGUGCACGCUGGAGGAUUCCUCCCUGGAUUGGUCCAGACCAGCUCUAUAUUCUGGCUCCAUUUCUGUGGGCCACGAAUCAUUAACCAAUUUUUCUGUGACCUGCCACCGCUGCUGGUCUUGCCUUGUUCUAGUACCUUCCUCAGCCAGGUAGUGAACUUUCUUGUUGUGUGUACAGUUGGUGGGACUUCAGCUCUUGUUGUCCUGGUUUCCUAUGGCUACAUCAUUGCUGCUGUCAUGAAGAUCCAUUCAACCCAAGGGCCAACAAAGGCUUUCAACACCUGUUCCUUUCACCUGACCACAGUGAUUCUCUUCUAUGGCUCUGGUCUCUUCUCAUAUCUCCAUUCUAGUGCUGGUUACUCAUUAGACCAAGAUAAGGUGGUGUCCAUGCUCUAUGGAGCUGUGAUUCCCAUGCUGAGCCCCAUCAUAUAUAGUCUGAGAAACAAGGAGAUCAAAGAUGCACUGAAAAAGCUCAAGGAGAGAAAGAAGCAGAUGUCCUCUCUGUGU